AUGAGGAAGAGACCUAUUGGUUGCAAGUGGUGUAAAAAAAAGCCAGGAGUAACAGAAAAAGAAGAGGAAAAGUUCAAGACUCACCUAGUUGCAAAGGAGUAUUCACGUUGGAAGGGGAUUGAUUAUGAUGAGAUUUUCAGUCUAGUCGUUAGACACACUUCUAUCAUAGAAGUAUUGUCCCUAGUAGCUAGCAAGAAUAUGCAUUUAGAGCAUAUGGAUGUAAAAACAACUUUCCUCCAUGCUAAUAUAGAGGAGAAAAUCUACAUGGAGCGGCCAGAGGGAUUCAAUGAUACUGGACAUGGAAGACUUGUUUGCAAGUUGAAGAGGUCUUUGUAUGGCUUGAAGAUAUCUCCAAGGAAAUGCAUGAAGCAAGGUAUUCCAUCAGUUUUGGGGUAUAUUGAUUAUGACUAUGCAGGUGAUCUGGAUGAUAGGAGGUCUACAAUAAGCAUCAAGUACACCACUCAUACUGCUAUUGUUUCACUAUCUACCCAAGAUGGUGAUCUUCUGAACACUUUUUAUGUUUUUGAAUCAGCUACUAGCCCAUCGAGCAUGAGUGAGGAGCCUCAAGAAACUCCGAUCAAACUCUUUAAGCGCCUCGUUGAAUCGUAUGACGAUCCUAAUGUGAAUUCUCCUGCCUCGCUUGAAGAACUUUUGGUUUCAAAUUUCAGCGAGCUCUUUCAACAACUGAAGUCAAAGAUGGCUGACCUAAACCUCUUGGAAGUCGUAUGCGACAAUCCUCCUAUUUUUAGUGAACUACAAGAAUUAAUGUCGAAACUUAGUCAACCAUAG
This is a messenger RNA of Lathyrus oleraceus (garden pea), 789 nucleotides long. RefSeq lists its product as uncharacterized. Lineage: Eukaryota; Viridiplantae; Streptophyta; Magnoliopsida; Fabales; Fabaceae. The record is from RefSeq and is a predicted model, not a curated record. Bases 1 to 789 code for a protein of 262 amino acids. The transcript is spliced from 4 exons.